This is a messenger RNA of Hansenula ciferrii, 765 nucleotides long. RefSeq names its product protein-transporting protein BCP1 (gene BCP1). Gene Ontology annotation, cellular component: nucleus. NCBI's taxonomy places the organism in Eukaryota, Fungi, Ascomycota, Saccharomycetes, Phaffomycetales, Wickerhamomycetaceae. The coding region runs from base 1 to 765 and encodes 254 amino acids. The record is from RefSeq and is a predicted model, not a curated record. The transcript has 2 exons.
AUGUCUAAGAGAAGAAUCCAAGAAGAAGAAGAAGAAGAAUCAGAUAUUGAUAUCAGCAGUACCGAUUCAGAAAACUCUGAAGGAGAAGAAGAAGAAGAAGAAGAAAUUGUUAACGUUGAUUUUGAUUUCUUUGACAUCAACAAAGAUAUUGAUUUCCAUGCUAUAAAGAACUUAACUCGUCAACUCCUGGGUGAAGAUUCCAAAAAGUUACAAAUUUCUCCAUUAGCUGAUUUGAUUUUAGAAGCACCAACAAUUACAAUUAAAACUGAUGGUAAAGAUUCAGAUCCAUAUGCAUUUUUAUCAGCUUUAAACUUGAAGGAAUUGAAAAGUAAUGAUUAUAUCAAAUAUAUUCAUAAGGCUGAUGCUCAAUUAUCUUCAAAUUUAAAUAAAAUUUCACAUAAAAAUAAUGCCUUAUUACUUGGUGAAAGAAUGAUUAAUAUGCCAAUUCAAGUGAUACCUGCAAUUUAUAAAUUAACACUAGAGGAAGCUGAAAAGGCUAAUGGAGAAGCAUAUGAUAAUUAUUUAUUACCUUCAAGAAAAUAUGAAAUCAAUGAAGAAACUGAAGAUAAUUCUAAAAAAAGAAUUAAAACUGUUGAAGUUGAUUUCUUCCAUUUUGAAGAUCAAUUUUUUGAAGAAAAUGCUUCUUUUAAAACUCAAUUACAAUCCAGAGGUGGUGUUUUACAAACUUUUAUGGUUUUAACUCACGACAACUUAAUUAAAUCUAUAAGUCAAUUAGAAGAUACAAUUUCAGAAAUUUUCGGUUAA